Megalops cyprinoides (Indo-Pacific tarpon) is the source of this 3048-nucleotide messenger RNA. RefSeq names its product xenotropic and polytropic retrovirus receptor 1 homolog. The transcript has 15 exons. The record is from RefSeq and is a predicted model, not a curated record. Gene Ontology annotation, cellular component: plasma membrane; Golgi apparatus; cytoplasm. Bases 390 to 2492 code for a protein of 700 amino acids. Lineage: Eukaryota; Metazoa; Chordata; Actinopteri; Elopiformes; Megalopidae. Gene Ontology annotation, molecular function: inositol hexakisphosphate binding. Gene Ontology annotation, biological process: cellular response to phosphate starvation; phosphate ion transport.
UGUGAUGGUGGACGAAAUUAUCCUCAGACUGAAGCAGGCAGCCGAGAGAGAAAGUCAUUCAAUAAGACAUUCGCUCCGGCCCGUGUUAGCUACCAAUUAACUAUUGGGAGGUUUUUUUGAGUGUCUGUAUUUCGAUCGCCGUCCCCUCCCUUUGUAAUAAUAUGUGGGACCGAGCGUCUUUGGAGUACAAUAACCAGGACGGGGCAGACCCAGGCAGCGAUUUUUAGUGCAGCGUAACGGUUGCUAGUCCUAGCUAGCUAGCUAGCUUGGCUAGCUGUUUCCAGUCAAGAGAGUAGCUGAGCAAUUUUAAGAGCUAAGUAACAUAGCAAGGCAAAGCAAAAUUCUACCAGGAGUAAAGGACUUGGAGGAGAGAGAGCCGGGCAAGCAGGAUGAAAUUUGCGGAGCACCUUUCGGCUCAUAUCACUCCGGAGUGGAGGAAGCAGUACAUCCAAUAUGAGGCGUUUAAGGAGAUGCUGUACGCUGCGCAGGAUCAGGCCCCCUCCAUAGAAGUCACAGAUGAAGACACUGUCAAGAGAUAUUAUGCCAAGUUUGAGGAGAAGUUUUUCCAGACAUGCGAGAAGGAACUUGCCAAAAUCAACACUUUCUAUUCAGAGAAACUGGCCGAGGCGCAGAGGCGCUUCGCCACCCUGCAGAAUGAGCUGCAGUCGUCUCUGGACGCGCAGCGGGAGAGCAACGCGCCGGGGCUGCGCAGGCGCCGCAAGACCGUGUUCCACCUGUCGCACGAGGAGCGCGUCAAAUACCGCAACAUCAAGGACCUGCAGCUGGCCUUCAGCGAGUUCUACCUCAGCCUCAUCCUGCUGCAGAACUACCAGAACCUGAAUUUCACUGGUUUCCGGAAGAUUCUGAAGAAGCAUGACAAAAUCCUGGAGACUUCUCGUGGCGCGGACUGGCGUGUGGUCCACGUGGAGGUGGCCCCGUUCUACACCUGCAAGAAGAUCACACAGCUGAUCUCCGAGACCGAGGCCUUGGUGACCACCGAGUUGGAGGGGGGGGACCGACAGAAGGCCAUGAAGAGGUUGAGAGUCCCCCCGCUGGGAGCUGCACAGCCAGCGCCAUCCUGGACCACCUUCCGCGUCGGCCUGUUCUGCGGUGUUUUCAUGGUCCUUGCCGUGUCCUUCAUCCUCAGAGGCGUGGUGUUGACCAGGGACAAGAGCGGCGACAGUGAAAAUUCCAAUGUGUGGCCGCUGGUGCGUAUCUACCGGGGCGGCUUCCUGCUCAUUGAGUUCCUGUUCCUGCUGGGCAUCAACACCUACGGCUGGCGGCAAGCGGGGGUCAACCACGUGCUCAUCUUUGAGCUGAACCCCCGCAGCAACCUGUCCCACCAGCAUCUCUUUGAGAUUGCUGGGUUCCUGGGGGUACUGUGGUGUAUCAGUAUCCUCUCCUGCCUGUAUUCGGACUACACCUUCAUCCCCAUGCAAGUCAACCCGCUUAUACUGUAUGGUUUCAUGCUCCUCUUCCUCAUCAACCCCUUCAAGACUGGCUACUACAAGUCCCGCUUCUGGCUGCUGAAGCUGCUGUUCCGCGUCUUCACAGCCCCGUUCCACAGGGUGGAGUUCGCAGACUUCUGGCUGGCUGACCAGCUCAACUCCCUCGUGUUCGUGCUGAUGGAUCUCGAAUACCUGGUCUGUUUCUUCAGCUCCGAGCUCAACUGGAACAUGGAGAAGGGCCUUCUGCCCAACAGCCAGGUUGACCUGACAUGCAACAGUUACUCGUAUGGGGUCCGCGCCAUCAUUCAAUGUCUGCCCGCUUGGCUGCGAUUCGUCCAAUGCCUGCGCCGGUACCGGGACACCAAGCGCGCCUUCCCCCACCUGGUCAACGCUGGCAAAUACUCCACCACCUUCUUCGUCGUCACCUUCGCCGCGCUCUACAAGACCCACAGAGACCAGGAUCACUCAGAUGCACAGGUCUUCUUCUACCUGCUGAUCGUCUUCUCAGCGAUCAGCUCCUUCUAUACCCUCAUCUGGGACCUAAAGAUGGACUGGGGCCUGUUCGACCGCAACGCGGGGGAGAACACCUUCCUGAGGGAGGAGAUCGUCUACCCCCAGAAAGCUUAUUACUACUGCGCCAUAGUGGAAGACGUGAUCCUGCGCUUUGCCUGGACAAUUCAGAUCUCUCUCACCACCAUGAACGCCUUCCCUUCGGCCUCUGACAUCUUGGCUACCAUCCUGGCACCUCUGGAGGUCUUCAGGCGCUUCGUGUGGAACUUCUUCCGGCUGGAGAACGAGCACCUGAACAACUGCGGUGAAUUCCGUGCGGUGAGGGACAUCUCCGUGGCUCCGCUCAACGCGGACGACCAGACCCUGCUGGAGCAGAUGAUGGACCAGGAGGACGGCGUGCGCAACCGGCAGGGCAAGAAGAGCUGGAAGCGCAGCUACAGCCUGUCCCUGCGACGGCCCCUCCUGUCCUCACAGUCCAAGACCCGGGACACCAAGGUGUUGAUAGAGGACACGGACGAUGAGGCCUACACCUGAGCCUCAGGCAGCUUCUCAAAGCCUGGGGGGGUCGCAGCCCUCUGGCCAGCUUCCCAAUCAGUCCAUCACAGAGCUGCCUCUCUGCACCUUACGCGCACACAGAUACACAGCCAUCCUCCAGACACACACUGACACAGACUAGCACAGGCACACAGUCAUCCUCCAGACACACACUGACACAGACCUAGCACAAGCAUGGGCCCAUACAUAACAUACACACACAGACACUGCACCAAAUACACACACGGGCCCAUACUUAAGGAUACACACACAGACCCAUACACAAGGACACACACGCAGACACUUCAUCACACACACUCAGGCCCAUACAUAAGGGAUACGCAUGUAGACACUACAACAAACACACACACAGGGGCCCAUACCUAAGGAUACACACGCAGACACUGCACUAAGCUCAAACAUGGGCCCAUACAUAAGGAUACACACACAGACACUGCACCAAACACACACAUGGGCAUACACUUUGAAAAGCCACCCUCUCCUGGGAUUUUCCUCUAACUUUUUUUUUUAGACAUUUGUGCACAUUUUUUGUUUU